GACAGAGUAACAUCAGAACUCACUGAUGACACAGCAUUGGCAAUGACGUUAGCAUGUCACAACCGGCGUUACGUCGGUAUAUCUUGUGGCGUAUCUACGGCUGAAGCCCAAUUGAAGUUUGCAUUCUGCCAGUAGUGCGCCUCUGGCGGGAGGAGGCACGAGCAAGGUUUUAAAGUCCACAUAUUUGUCUACAGAAAAAUUACUCGGGUCGCAUUGUGGGUGUAUAUCAUGCCAUAUAUUUUUGGAAGUGCGCUUUUGAAGUUCUAUUGAAAGAAAGUAAUUGUUUCUGGUAAAAAUGGGAGAACCAUGGAAAAAAGAACGGGUGUCUCCUGUCAAAAACUUUUUUGCUGGAGGAGUCGGAGGAGUAUGUCUGAUUUUAGCUGGACACCCGUUGGACACUAUCAAGGUGCGUCUGCAGAUCCAACCGAAAGCUGCUCCCAGCCAGGCGGUGCUGUACUCUGGGACCAUCGACUGCUUCAGAAAGACUGUGGCCAGAGAGGGGCUCCGGGGUCUGUAUAAAGGAAUGGGGGCUCCUCUGGCAGGCGUCACCCCCAUGACAGCGAUCAGCUUCUUCGGUUUUGGACUGGGCAAGCGUCUCCAGCAGAGGGAGCCAACUGACACACUCACCUACCCGCAGGUCUUUGCUGCUGGCAUGCUGGCUGGUUUCUUAACAACAUUCAUCAUGGCGCCAGGAGAAAGAAUCAAGUGUCUGCUGCAGGUGCAGACUCACUCUGGCAUCCGGAAGUACUCAGGGCCGGUGGACUGUGCUACGCAGCUUUACAAAGAGAUGGGAGUCCGAGGAGUCUACAAGGGCACUGUGCUGACACUCAUGAGAGACGUCCCUACCUCUGGUGUUUACUUCAUGAGCUACGAAUGGCUGAAAAAUAUCCUGACCCCUGAAGGCCAAAGCGUGAGUGAGCUGAGUGUCCCCAGGAUCCUCUUCGCUGGGGGGAUGGCUGGUCUCUUUAACUGGGCUGUGGCACUACCCGUUGAUGUGCUGAAAUCCAACUUCCAAACAGCUCCUGAAGGGAAGUACUCUGGUUUCCGAGACGUCUUGAGAGAGCUGAUCAGAGAGGAGGGACUGGGUUCGCUCUACAAGGGCUUCAGUGCAGUGAUGCUGAGAGCAUUCCCAGCCAAUGCGGCUUGUUUUCUGGGAUUUGAGAUCACCAUGAAAUUCCUCAACUGGCUUGCACCGAAUGCAUAACUGCCAAGAUCAUGAGCCGCUGUCUCUGGGUCCCUCUGGAACAGAUCAUAAAGGAUGAGGCUCAGCUCAACAGGCUCAGGUCCUGGGGAACUCCUGCACGUGGUCAUGUGCUUCCUGAGGCAGGGUGUUAGUUUUAGGAAGCUGAUUAGGGACAUACACUGCCUGAACAAUUUAAUAGGACCUGAGUUGGGCCACCAUUUGGUACAGCCUUGUUACAGGGGCUGGAAGGGGCCUCGAAGGAUCCCUUCUGUGAUUUAUAUUGCACACAAUCAAUGCAGAGAUAAUUUAUAUUGCACAGAAUCAGUGGACACAGAAUUUUAUACCUGCGGACCAACAUGGAGGAGAGGGAUUGAGACGCGCUUUCAGACAAGUUCCAACCUAGCUGUACAGAACGAUUGUUUAUUUUAGCUGGAGAAAUCCUCACAUAUACAUUCCCAUUAAAGUGGUUGCAGCAACAGAACAGUUCCAGAAAUCUGCUUUGCACUUCCACAAGCUACACAGGUCUCAAAGGUGCCAUUAUGAAAGAAACAGGUUAAUGCAAACAUGUAUUCAUUUUAAAAUCAUGAGAGCUGGUAAUACAUCAGGUUAAAGAAAGGUCUUAGUUUCUGUGCCUCAGGAAAUAUGUUUGCACUGCCUACGUCAUAUUACAUCAGCAGUAUCUUCUUCAUCAAGGUAUGUUACUGGCUGAAAGAAUGUCAAUCAAUAGGGGAAGCAGCUAGUUGGUUAAUGACAGGAAAGUGGCUGUUUAAGGGGUGUGGACAAUUUCAACCUCUAACACUAUCUGAAAGCAUGGCUUGAAAACAUGUUUCUUUCAAAACGGCACUUAGAGAAAUAUAUAAAGAAUGAAAGUGGAACAUGUCAAAAUUAAUAUUUGUGGAAUACAUUUUGUUAGCUACAAUCCCUUUAAAAACACCUAAAGGACACAUACAACAUCUCAAAGCAAACAAGCUAUUUCAAUAUAGAUAACCCUUUGAUUCAAUGUAAGGUUUAAAUUUUUACAUGUAUUAUACAAUUACACCUCCUACUUGAAUUUGCCGUGUCUCAAAGCUAUUUUCAGCUGUUCAGUAAAUGAUGAUUUGUUGUGUUUUA
Acipenser ruthenus (sterlet) is the source of this 2293-nucleotide messenger RNA. RefSeq names its product mitochondrial carnitine/acylcarnitine carrier protein-like. Gene Ontology annotation, molecular function: O-acyl-L-carnitine transmembrane transporter activity. The transcript has 9 exons. Lineage: Eukaryota; Metazoa; Chordata; Actinopteri; Acipenseriformes; Acipenseridae. Gene Ontology annotation, cellular component: mitochondrial envelope. Bases 296 to 1204 code for a protein of 302 amino acids. The record is from RefSeq and is a predicted model, not a curated record. Gene Ontology annotation, biological process: mitochondrial transport; carnitine transmembrane transport.